This is a messenger RNA of Astrephomene gubernaculifera, 4855 nucleotides long. NCBI's taxonomy places the organism in Eukaryota, Viridiplantae, Chlorophyta, Chlorophyceae, Chlamydomonadales, Astrephomenaceae. The record is from the annotation of a GenBank genome assembly.
GGGAUUUCUUGAGCCACGAUGGUUGAAAUGCAAACACCCAUAUAUUGCUACUAGGUUCAUCUUUAGGGAUAACACACUAGCCAGGCUACGUAGACGCCCCCAUGAGAGUGGGGUAGUGAGGAUUCCCCAUCUUGCUGCGUACCAACAGUUUACUGGCUGGGCAUAAUUCUCCCUGACGCUCUGUGUCAAUGGCCUCUAUCAACGAUGACGCUCAGUUGAUGGAGGUGAUGCAAAUGCUUCAACCUCCAGACUUACAUUCAAUCCAGCCAAGGAAUUUGCGUGGGCCCGCUGACAUCCUUCACUACGCCCUCGAGAAGAACUCAGUUUACAAAAGCCAUGCCCUUAAGAACAGCUUUAGAAUGGCCGCGCGUCGGCCAUCUGUGAGCUUGGCAAGGCUGCAGUACGGAGACGGCGAAUUCCUAAGCAGCGUCCAGACGUUGCAGUUCUGCACGGAAGCCGAACCUCCACCAGCCCCGCUACCCGAGAUGGGACAGCCUGUGCAGCUAACGCGCACCCUGACUCGGACGCUAAGCCGCGGCGUCAGCAUUAAGCGGUGUCCACGCCGAACUGGGGACAGCUCGACUGACAGCAGCAGCGAUGAUGAGGUAGCCAACAACGACAGCAAUAACCACGCCAACGCAGACGCAGCAGCUAACGAUGCUUUUGAUGACGAUUCCUGGAUUGGGCGCUUAGCUGCCUCGCUUUCUCGUCCUAGCGAGAGUGGCACUCCGGAACCACCACCAGCAGCAGCUCCCGUUGACAACCGGACUGCUGCUGCUACCACAAAUCGCGCCAUUUAUCGCUUCUCUUCUUCCGGACUGAACGCAUUGCUGUCAUCAAAGCCGGCCGGCAACGCUGCUCCUGCUGUCUCCAGCUGUCACCUCGGCAACCAACCUUAUCCACCACCUCAAAAGCCUUACAACCUCUACCGAACCUCCCCACCCCUUGAGCACGCCAACACGAACAGCAACACCAGCAACCAAGUCGGCAGAAGCAGCAGCGUCACAAGUACGUUAGGAGCAGACGAAGCGUUCCAAAUCCCUCUGCAGGACGCCGCUUGUGGCUCUGGUGACAGCAACAACCUCACGUCGGCUCGUAGCUUAACUACGGCCCUUAGCAGCAGACAGCGGGAGGCUGCGGAGGGCGGCAACCUUGGAGCUCUGCCCGCUCGGGAACCUGCGCGACAGGACGUCGGGGGCUCUACGGACCGUGUCAACGAACUGUUGAGGGCACUGCGGGCUCCCAGCUCCCAAGGCGACGAGGGCCGCGCAUCCCGCAGCACGUUCGGCGGCUUCAGCCAUAGUCCGCGGGGGCCUAAGCCGCCGCCGCAGCAGCCAGAACAGAGACGUCCUAGUCCCUAUCAGCAACAACAGCCAAGCAGCAACCCGCAGCAAUCUCAAUUGUUGCGAUCCAAGAGCAGCGGUCUUGGGAUGGCGGUCGUCUCGCCGUCGCCUUGCGCCACACAAAGCGGCAUGGUGGGCGUGACGGCUUCAGCCAUGAGCUCUGCUGCGACGUCUCAGGUAGUAACGCCGCGCGUUUCCUCAACAGGCAAUGUGGGGACAGAUGCAGCGGCAACUGCUCAAAGCAGCACGGCUCCCACAGCUAAUGGCAUUGCUGGCACCAGCAGUAACAGCGGCAGCAGCAACAGCACUAUCAUCCGCGCUCCCAGCCCCACCCGCCCCGCCGCUGCUCUGCGCCCCUCCCUGUCGCUGGCCCUGCCCUUAAACUCAACCUCCUUGGCUCCAUCACCGAGCCCGCUUGCAAGUGCAAUCUCCACGCCCUUGUCAGCGCUCUCACAGGCCGCCGCUUCCUCCUUUGAGCUGACGCCCUCCUCUGCUGCGUCUGGAGCCUCCUCGGACUGCGCGCCAGGGACCGCACAGCUCGCAAGCAGCAGCAGCAGCCCUAGCCCCCUUGGCAGCAGCACCGGCAGCAGCUCCCGAAGGAGGUUCAGUCUGCGCAUAUCCGUUGACGGCCGUACAAGUGCCGGGGGUGCUGGUGCUGCUGGCAGCAAUAGCAGCAGCGGUGGCGGUGGCAGCAACCCACCUGCCUCGCCCAUGGCCUCGCGUCUCAUGCGGACGGCCUCCCAGCAACACAUCGGCGCAGCAGCUGCCGUCACGCCGCUGGGCUUCCCACGCCACAGCAGCAAUGGCAGCGGCGGUGGCACUAACGCUCCGCUAGGCGGAUGGAGCAGUCGGAACCUCGGGGGGCAGCAGCCACAGCAGCCGCAAUCCCGAAUGACCAGGACGUUAUCCGUGAGCGAGUUUGGAAUGACAAGCAACGGAGCAGCGGCAGCGGGAGGAGGAGGAGGAGGCGGAGGUGCCGCGACGGGGUCAGGCGUUGUUGCAGCUGACCUGACAGAACUCGCCACUGUCAGCGGUUGCGGUGGUGGCGGUGCCACCGGCAGCAUGAGCGCGCGCAGUCCGGGACCUCGGUUAUCCUUCAGCGGAGUAGCUGUAGGCGGAGGUGCUGUGGGCGGCUUGCGGGGAGCAGCGGAGGAGGCCGCCUUGAGGCUGCCGAUGGUGGGUGCAACAGCGCCAGGAAGUGAUCGGGCUCGGCGGCUCAGUGUGCGGGUGUGAGCACGUGGGCGUGUAGGCGACGGCUGCGGUGGUGGCGGCACAGGAGCGGCAUUGUUCGGGUGGCGUGAAUGAGUGGCCGUUACGGUGAUCCCAAACCGGAAGGCAAGGCAAAGCGGGCGUGGUGGUGCGCUAUGGUAGUGUGUUUGCGGCAUAUUCAUUGGCUGACGCAAAGUGCUGCGGUGAAGAGGGCAGUGGCAGGGGCGGUGAGGAGAGUGCGACCCUUGGGGCUUGUGUGUGGGUUCAGGAAUGGAGGGUCCUUGCAGGUCGCUGCUGUGUGGGUGCGAUGUUUGGGGUGGUUGGAAUAAAGCGCUGGAGAUUUGCAGUCCUAACUACACACAGACGCGGUAUGAUGCUAUGUGGCAGGGUGUUCUGAAGGAUGCCAUGCGACUUAUGGAAACAGGAAAAGUGUUUUGAGGAACGCCGAAAAAAUGACAAGCUCCCGGAAGAGGCGACAAGGGUUUUCCUGUGUCACUAGCCACCCGGUAGAGGGGCGGGUGUGCACGGGGAGUUCGGUUGUUUACGGUUAUUAACUGCAGAGAUAGUGGUGCUAUAUUGCCUAAACCUUAGGAUUAACUUAACUUCUGAUAGUAGUUUGUGCUUGUGAUGGUGUCGAAAAAACGUUUAGAUUCAAGGUUAGCGUCGUCGUAAGGGAAUGCAGUUUAGGCGUUUCCUGUGGUUUUCUGUGGGAUCCCGAGCAUUGAAAAAGCUCCCUUUUCACUUACGCUGCUGCAAUUCAGGUGAUAUCCAGCGUUGCGGACAUUUUCCAUUGCUGAUUGGACGUUGCAGGAGAAUUGGAUUUGCCUUAUCGUACACAUUUCCCAGUGUUGUGCGCGGGGAUACAACGUUGAGGGCUCGCCGUUGACAAAGGCCUGUGUUCAGCGUUUGCUUCCGUUUCACUUGUUUGGGUAGCUUUGCGUAUGCUUGGUCCCCAUUUGAUCGCAUGGGCAUGGUUCAAACACAUAUGUCGCGUCGAACGCGAAUUUGGGGUUUUCCAUUUUUGUGCGAGCAUGCAUUUUCCUCUCGGGCAUCAGCCCGAGAAUACUUGAGACCGCAGGAGGUUUUGACAUUAUCAAUGGGACAAUGGCUGGAUGGCUUGGGGUACUUCAAAGACGAGGGGGUAGUACAACAGCUGGCUGCCUGGCUGUGAGAAAUGUGUGUUAAGAAAACUGGCCGCGAGUAGGAACGUACUGAGAUGUCGGAAUGUGUGUGAGCGCUGGAUGCGAAUGAGCGAUUUUGUUGCCCACCUAACAUCUUGGUUCUUGGGUUGCUGUUUGAAUCAUCCAAAGCGUGCUUGGUUAGCACACUGUUGCCGGUUUCACGCCAUUCCAGAUGUUGAUGACAAUUUUGUGACUGUGUCAACUGCUGCAGGAGAGUUAGCGGACGUGGGUCGUUGACCUCCAACGUCCGUACGCAGGCGUCUAUUGCUGCCGUACUGCCGUAUACGAUGGCCCCGUUGUUAGCAAUCGUGUUGUGUUUCGCUCCCGGAGCGGACGGGGAUGCGCCCAGAUUGGUUUACGCAGCGAAGUCAGCUUGCGUAUCCAGAGCUGUGGUGGUAGUAUUUCGAACCCAAAGCCGCGGGUACGUCAAUCCUUUCGGGCGUUGGGCCGCAUCGCAUGCCGUGCAUGUGUUUUGCCGCUUGGUGAGAGGGACGAAGAGACUGCUGUGCACAGCCUUCUUCUUCUUGCUUGCGUUCUGGGUGCGUGCGGUUUGGACUGUUUGGAGGUUUGGAGCACCUUGAAGGGUUGACACUGCGGUUUAUUCUAUUCGUUCCUUCCAGGCUGUUGCAGGGGGCUAUUUUCCCUUCGCAUUAACGCAUAGUUCGUAGGUUUGGGUUCAAUACCCUCCCGUUUGUCUCUCCGGAUUCCUUCUAAUUGUCCGUUGUCUGGACAAUGGUUGAAAAGGAGAGGUUACACGCUCAGCUGCUUUGUGCUUAAGGCAGGAUGGUGCACGCUGUGACUGGGCUUCAGCCCUGCUUUACCGCUGAGCCGGGAUGGCUUAUGUGAUAGGCCUUAGCAGCUCGAGUCCUGUGUGCUUGGUGCAUCUUGCAUCUUAUGGAUGGGUUCGGCAGGUCCCUAAACAGCACGUCGCCUUUAGGAACGUGUUUCGGAAUGGUAACAUGCAUUCCAUGCGUACCAAACAUGUGCGGUGCCAACCUUUUGCGGAUGUCUUGUGCGGUUCUGAUGGAUGUUGUUGAUGGACAUUGAUGGGCGGCGGCAGAUGGCAGCUCGAAAGGUCCCAUGGAUGCAACUUCGUAUGUGUAACGACUGCUGUCCUGACAA